CGGAAGAGAGAGGAGGAAGGGGAGAAGAAGCAAGCGAAGCGAGACGAGAGCAGAGCAUUGCCGCGUAGCCGCCCCCCGCUCCCGGAAGACAAAUCAAUCCCCAAUCCCCCCCGUCCCCCAAAAUCCCCUGGGGAUUCACCGACAGGCCCCCCCGCGCCGCCGGCCCCCGUAUCUGCACUCCUCGCACGCGGCGACGCGCAUUGCUAUUUCAUUCCCUCUCUUUUCUUCUUCCCCUAUUGGCAUCACCCGUGCGAUUAGCAUGUCUCUGCCCAAUGCCACCGCCUCGCCGCCGCCGUCGCCGGAACCCUAGGCCGCAGGACUCCGAGCUCCCGUCGGCGGGGGAGGGGGAGGAUGCAGCUGCGGAUCUCGCCGAGCAUGCGCAGCAUCACCAUCUCCAGCAGCAAUGGCGUCGUCGACUCCAUGAAGGUGCGCGUCGCGCCGCAGCCGCCCCCGCCGCCGCCGCCGCUGCACGGGGCCGCCCGGCGCGGCGGGGGAGGUGGAGGGGGGUGGUACUGGCGCGCAGUCGCGUUCCCGCUCGUCGUCGCGCUCGGCUGCCUCCUGCCCUUCGCCUUCAUCCUCGCCGCCGUUCCCGCGCUCGAGGCAGGCGGAAGCAAGUGCUCCUCCGUCGAUUGCUUGGGGAGGCGAAUAGGGCCUAGUUUCCUUGGUAGGCAGGGGGGUGAUUCUACAAGGCUGGUGCAAGAUCUGUAUAGAACUUUUGAUCAAGUUAACAACGAGGAAUCCCCAUCCGAUGAAAAGUUACCAGAAUCAUUCAGGGAUUUUCUUUUGGAGAUGAAGGAUAACCAUUAUGAUGCUAGAACAUUUGCUGUUAGAUUGAAAGCUACGAUGGAAAACAUGGAUAAGGAGGUAAAGAGGUCAAGGUUGGCAGAACAGCUGUAUAAACAUUAUGCUGCAACUGCUAUUCCCAAAGGAAUCCAUUGCUUGUCUCUGCGCCUUACUGAUGAAUACUCCUCAAAUGCUCAUGCACGGAAACAGUUACCACCACCAGAGUUGCUACCUUUGCUUUCUGAUAAUUCCUUCCAACAUUACAUUCUAGCCAGUGAUAACAUUCUUGCUGCUUCAGUUGUUGUGAGCUCAACUGUACGAUCUUCCUCAGUGCCUGAGAAAGUAGUCUUCCAUGUUAUUACUGAUAAGAAAACAUAUCCUGGGAUGCAUUCAUGGUUUGCUCUUAAUUCCGUAUCUCCUGCAAUAGUUGAAGUAAAAGGUGUUCACCAAUUUGACUGGCUGACAAGAGAAAAUGUUCCAGUACUAGAGGCUAUAGAAAGCCAUCGUGGAGUCAGAAAUCACUAUCAUGGAGAUCAUGGAACAGUUUCCAGUGCAAGUGACAAUCCUAGGAUGCUUGCUUCAAAGUUGCAGGCUCGAAGCCCCAAAUACAUAUCCCUGCUGAACCAUCUCCGCAUUUAUUUGCCUGAGCUCUUUCCCAACCUCAACAAGGUGGUUUUCCUCGAUGAUGACAUUGUUGUUCAGCGUGACUUGUCUCCCCUUUGGGCUAUCAAUCUUGAAGGGAAGGUAAAUGGAGCUGUGGAAACAUGCAGAGGGGAAGACAGCUGGGUGAUGUCUAAGCGUUUCAGGACAUAUUUCAACUUCUCGCAUCCUGUGAUAGCUCGGAGCCUUGACCCAGAUGAAUGUGCUUGGGCAUAUGGUAUGAAUAUAUUUGAUCUGGCAGUUUGGAGGAAGACAAACAUCAGGGAUACAUACCAUUUCUGGUUGAAGGAGAAUCUAAAAUCUGGUCUUACACUCUGGAAAUUUGGUACCUUACCACCAGCCCUUAUAGCAUUUAGGGGUCAUGUGCAUGGUAUAGACCCAUCAUGGCACCUGCUUGGCUUAGGAUACCAAGACAAGACAGAUAUUGAGAGUGUCAGGAGGGCUGCAGUGAUACAUUACAAUGGCCAGUGCAAGCCAUGGCUAGACAUUGCUUUUAAGAACCUACAACCAUUUUGGACAAAUCAUGUAAACUACUCCAAUGACUUCGUUAGAAACUGCCAUAUUUUGGAGCCUGAGCGUGUCAAGGAGUGAUUUGCAGCAAAUGCUGGACAUAGCGAGGGAGUAUAGUUUAUGGUUCGCUUGUUGGCUGGAGAGGCUGAUUGCUGCUGUAUAAGUAUAAUAGGUAAUCAAGAAAGCAACCGGCAUUCAAUACAACUGACCAUCCCCUGCGAAAACUGGCAUUCAAAUAUCUCAGGAGUCUUCAUCUGUAUCAUAGGGGAACACAAUUCUUACCAUCUGUAUCAUACUGUUGCAUCAUUCUUUUCUAUACUGUAACUGCGGAAAAGGAGAUCUGGGACUGGGCUGACCUUUGGUCGCAGAAUAAUUCAGAAGGCUAGAAGAUUGAGUGAUUGGUUGAUCAAGACGAAGAAAGGAGGCGGAUAUUGUGUGGUGGCAAGUUUAUAUGCUUUCCAUCCAUCCAUCCAUUUAAUUCUUUUUACACUCGAGUCAUUGAAAUUUUGUUCUGGUAGUUUUGUGAUUGAUUUGGUAGGUUGGAGAUGAUUGUAGUAGAGAUGCCAUUGUUUGUGGAGUAACCUACAGGAUAUUGUUACAAUUGUUGACAUACUAUAGAUGUGCAGAUAAUUCUUACAAGAGUAUUUGCGC
Messenger RNA from Zea mays, 2604 nucleotides. RefSeq lists its product as uncharacterized. Gene Ontology annotation, molecular function: polygalacturonate 4-alpha-galacturonosyltransferase activity. Bases 352 to 2034 code for a protein of 560 amino acids. The record is from RefSeq and is marked validated. The transcript has 6 exons. Lineage: Eukaryota; Viridiplantae; Streptophyta; Magnoliopsida; Poales; Poaceae.